AUGCCUCCUAUUCCCUCUCUCGUCUCUGCGCAAUACACGUCCAUCCCCGCCAGCGGCAACACUCCUAUGGUCAUCUGCUCGCACUGUCAAACCUUCCAGCUGCCUCGAAACUCGCUACGUAGAAAGGAAGAACACCUCCGUACCUGUGCCUCUUUUGCUCUCUCUCCAUUGGCUACCCAACGGGACAUCAAUGGCAGAACUAUGCUGGAGGACUCCAUCGCUAGAAGGGCCGGAAGAACGAAACCAGGAAACUCGAACAAAACAGAGGAAGAAAGGGAGGUGCUCAGGCUUAGGAGAUUGGGUGCUGUGCUCGCUUAUGGAAAUGUCGGAAGUGAGCUGCAGGAAGGGAUUCAAGAGCGUGUUGAACGUAUCCUCAGAGGGGAGAGUUCGAUGCUUGGGCCACGAAGUAUCGGAAACGCUGGUGAGCAAAGAAGGGCACCAACGUGGCAACCAUCAAACUACGACAACGAAGGCAACAAUAACAACAACGAUGAUGGCUUGGACGCUUUCGGCACUCCGGACUUCGAAACCCCUACUACCACCGUUAACAACACACAUCAAACCAUGGCUGCACUACUAGAAUCGGCAACAAGGAACUCGCACACACCACUCCCUCCCGCGUCCAUGGAAAACUCGAGGAAGAGACCACUACCAACUGACCUCGAUAGCACUUCCACGCCACAACAAGGCAACACGAAACGCUUCAAACACGCAGAACUCUACCUCGACGAAGAAGACCUAGCCUUCAUUACCUCUGCUCAAACGGCUAGAGAAGAGAGAUUCGCUGCCAUGGUGGAGAGGCUUGCUAGACUCGUCAGACUUAGAGAUAUGAGAUGA
Messenger RNA from Aureobasidium uvarum, 837 nucleotides. The record is from the annotation of a GenBank genome assembly. NCBI's taxonomy places the organism in Eukaryota, Fungi, Ascomycota, Dothideomycetes, Dothideales, Saccotheciaceae.